Messenger RNA from Mollisia scopiformis, 1396 nucleotides. RefSeq lists its product as uncharacterized. The transcript is spliced from 2 exons. The record is from RefSeq and is a predicted model, not a curated record. NCBI's taxonomy places the organism in Eukaryota, Fungi, Ascomycota, Leotiomycetes, Helotiales, Mollisiaceae. Bases 404 to 1396 code for a protein of 330 amino acids.
CGACUUCGCGAAGCAAAUCGGGGAAAUGUUAGAACAGCUCUCUUAUAUUGAUGAUUGUGACACGCUUGGCCAGAAAACAGACAAGAGAGAUAUGCACAAGGCACUCGUACUGGUGUAUCAGAAACUCCUAGAGUUCUACAUCACCGCAUUUGAGGUUUUAUCCAGGAAAGGAGUGAAGCUGGUGAUGAAGAUGAUUCCGGAGAACGACUGUCUGCCAAACAUUGUCAAAGAGUUUUCGAAAUAUGCUGACAACCUCUGGAACUUUGUGCAAAAAGCGACGUGGGAAAUUGUUGAGGAUAUCAAAGCUAUGCUCUACUAUCAUGAAAGGAUGUUUUCCCACACUAAAAUAUGUUAAGUAUAAUCUAAUCAAUCCCUAGUUGCGAGGUGGUUAGGUAGUGAGAAGAUGAGCCGGCAAAGCCAAUACCAUGCUUAUUUACAGGAGAUUCGAGUCGACGAGGCUUGCAAAUUCUUGCUGAAAGAUGCUAAAUUCAUUAACUGGCGUCACGCUACCGAUUCCCAGCAGCUAGUGAUUCUUGGCGAUAUAGGUUGCGGGAAAACUGUUAUGAUGGCGUAUCUCAUAGACGAGCUACGCCGACGAAAUGAGCACCAGUUGCCUCAGCCCAAGAUAUGCUACCACUAUUGCCAGAACGACGAGAUUGGCCAGGCUAUCUGCACAUUCUCUGUCCUACUUCUAUCACUCCUUGAACAGUUCUCUGGCUUGAAGAGAACUUUCUUCGAAUGGUACCAGCAAGCCGCGGCUUCCGGAAUCGAGCCAGCGACAUAUUUCAAGAAUCCAAACGAAUGGUUGCAAAAAGCCCUGGAAACACUUGAUCGCCCACUUCUCCUUGUUAUUGAUGGUCUGGAUGAGUGCAAUAGAGCCUCCCGGAACAGUCUUCUCAAGUCGUUAAGAAAUCUAUCGCAAAAGUCCCCGAGGCUCAAAAUUCUACUUUCUUCCCACCCUCAAGAAGAGAUCUUCGAGCAGUUGAGCGGAGUGGCCAAGAUUGCUUUGGGUUCUGACGCCGGGCGAGACAAGGUUAUCGUUGAAAAGACAGUCGAGAGGCAGUUGUUCUAUUUGUCGAAGGACGUUAAAGAACUCGUAACGGAGACACUAUCUCGCCUGGCACAGGGAAGCGCUAUUUGGACGAAGAUGACAGUUGAGCUCAUCGAAGUCCACGGCAUCAGGGGGCUUGGUCCGAUGCGAGUUUUCUUGGGGGAAACACCACAGCCUGAACAACACUGUCUUAAUACGAAUCAUCAUGAGUUGUUCAGCUUCACGAGACCGGUACGAGUCGGCACGGAUGCUGCUACAGUAUCAGAAGGUGGCGCUAGUGAGAACGGUAGUUUCUGGGACGAACAGCAAGAACCUCUGCGGGAAGCGGCGCGACUUGCGAUCUAG